Messenger RNA from Ricinus communis (castor bean), 2478 nucleotides. RefSeq names its product silicon efflux transporter LSI2. The transcript has 3 exons. Gene Ontology annotation, biological process: transmembrane transport. Gene Ontology annotation, cellular component: membrane. The record is from RefSeq and is a predicted model, not a curated record. Lineage: Eukaryota; Viridiplantae; Streptophyta; Magnoliopsida; Malpighiales; Euphorbiaceae. Bases 681 to 2375 code for a protein of 564 amino acids.
CUGAAUUCGGUAUAGAUUAAAAAACGACAAAGCUUUUUGCAUUUGGCUGUAUUGGGUUGGUUUUCUUGUUGGGGUUAUGUACUCAUCACUCAAAAUUGUAUUUCUAAAAAUGGUAUCCCUUUUCUGACUGGCUCUCUUUAUCGCUCUCCAACCUUUUAUUUAUUUGAUUCUGGGGAGUAUUAUUGGUUUUUUCCAGAUUGCUUGAGAUGCGGCUCAGAAUUUUCAAAGAGAAAAACCAUUGAAUUAGCACUCUACUCCACCUACUGAAAUUGUUGUCCGUUCCAUUAGUUUUGAAUAUCGGAUAAUUGCAAAAGUUAUUGAUUUAUAGAGCUUUAUGCUGAUCGACUUCUUAGUUUUUCUUUCAAAAGGACUAAAACAUAUAAGAAUUUCGGGAUUUGUGCAACUUUCUAGACCUGCCAUUUCCAUGUUGACUAUUGGGUUGCAAAUCUUUGGUAUUUGAACUUGUUGUCCGACUACUAUUUGCACCUCAGCUGUUUGGUUACUAUAACUUCAGACCCUUUUCAGCUCCAUAACUUACAGUUUCAUGUGCGAUAUUUUCAGGACCGGACCAUCUAGUGGUUACAGUAUCAGUUUUCUACGAAAUGGGUUGCUAUCAACUGGAGUUUUACUAGAUAAAGUUUUGAUAUUUAUGAUAUAAAGACUAAGGAAGAGCAAAAGAAAUGGCACUGGCUUCCACUCCAAAAGUAGUUCUAGGUUCAAUUGCCUUUGCAAUAUUCUGGAUAUUGGCAGUUUUUCCUGCUGUCCCUUUUUUACCUGUUGGGAGAACAGCAGGGUCCCUCUUGGGAGCUAUGCUUAUGGUUAUUUUCCAAGUCCUAACCCCAGAUCAAGCGUAUGCUGCAAUUGAUCUCCCAAUUCUUGGUCUUCUCUUUGGAACAAUGGUUGUCAGUGUUUAUCUCGAGAGAGCAGAUAUGUUCAAAUACUUAGGUAAGUUGCUCUCAUGGAAAAGCAAGGGACCCAAGGACUUGCUUUGUCGAAUUUGCCUGAUUUCUGCAAUUUCAAGUGCUCUUUUCACUAAUGACACGUCUUGUGUGGUUUUGACUGAAUUCGUACUGAAAAUUGCUAGGCAACAUAAUCUUCCUCCUCAUCCAUUCCUACUUGCCCUUGCCUCAAGUGCAAAUAUUGGGUCUUCUGCUACACCAAUUGGCAACCCCCAAAACUUGGUUAUAGCUGUUCAGAGUAAGCUUUCUUUUGGAAAAUUUCUCUUUGGAGUUCUCCCUGCAAUGCUUGUAGGGAUUGUUGUGAAUAUUACAGCUCUUAUGUUUAUGUACUGGAGGUUGUUAUCUUCAACUCAAAAGGAUGAAGAAGAUGCCACAUCAGAAGUUGUUGCAGAUGAUGAUGUUAGUUUUCAUCGGUUUUCGCCAGCUACUAUGUCACAUUCGGCAUCUUUAAAUUCUCAAGAAGGGAACUUUAGGUUGGAGUCCGUCAACAUGCAAAGCUCCCCUAAUAUGAACGGCCAAAUAAACUAUGCUGAGACACUAAGAAACCGAAUAAAUCCUGCUGAGAAUGAAAUCCACAGUGUCUCUUGCAGUACAUACGAGUCUGCAAGGAGUUCAAAUGCAUCAAAAGAGGUAACAGCUGAUGGAUCUUCUCAGAGAAGGGAGGACACUGCUCUUCCAAAGAGGAUAGCUUCAAUGGAUUGGUUGAAGGCAGCAUCGAUGGAUAGGUUGAGGGUACCAUCAAUGGAUAGGUUGAAAGAUGCAUCUGCUGAGCAAUUGCCAGGAGGAAAGGGAGAUUUUUCCACAAAAUGGAAAAGGAUGUUGUGGAAAUCAUGUGUUUACCUUAUUACCAUUGCUAUGCUGGUUGCUUUGCUUAUGGGUCUGAACAUGUCAUGGUCUGCAAUUACUGCUGCACUUGCUCUGGUUGUUCUUGAUUUCAAGGAUGCUCGGCCAUGCCUUGAAAAGGUGUCCUAUUCACUUUUAAUUUUCUUUUGUGGAAUGUUUAUCACGGUUGAUGGCUUUAACAAAACUGGAAUUCCAAGCGCAUUGUGGGACUUCAUGGAGCCUCAUGCAAAGAUAGAUAAUGCUGCAGGAAUAUCAGUUCUUGCUGGAGUUAUACUUGUUCUGUCAAAUUUGGCCUCAAAUGUGCCAACUGUUCUGCUGCUCGGCGGACGGAUAGCAGCUUCAGCAGCAGCAAUUUCUGCUGCCGAUGAGAAAAAGGCAUGGCUAGUUUUAGCUUGGGUGAGUACAGUAGCCGGGAACCUUUCGCUAUUGGGUUCAGCUGCCAACUUGAUAGUAUGCGAGCAGGCUCGGCGUGCUCCACAACUUGGGUACAACCUGACUUUUUGGAAGCAUCUUAAAUUUGGGGUUCCCUCUACUGUUAUAGUUACUGCUGUGGGUUUGAUACUUAUAAGAUGAUAUAUACCAACGUGCUCCAGUAAACAAUAUUCCAUACAAAUCUUUUUUUGCUACAAAAGAUUGCGUGUUAAUGAAAGCAAUAUCUCAUUCUAUGUUGUGUUCA